GUAAAAUUUAUAUUUUAAAUGUUUUUAAACUCCGAUACAUCAAACAAGUCAAACGUAUGAACUGCGAAAACUUAGCUGUGUAAGGUGUGAGAAUAAAUGUUUUAUUGAUCUAAUUACUUGAAAUAUAUAAAUAAAAUAAAAAAUAUUUACGUAUUUGUAUUAUUUUUAAUAAGUUCGUAUAACUAGUUAUCUCACCGCCUGGCGGGGCCCCAUUUCAAGCAUAAAUUAAAUCAAUCAACCAAUGAUCGUUGAUACCUCUUGAGAAACGUUAAAGCACAAUGACUUUAAAUUAAAGCUCCAUCGAGGCAUUGAUGUACUAGAAUAUAGUGAAAUUUCAGAAAGUCAAUGUAAUAAUAUUCAACACGCCAAGAAGAAUAAGAAUGUUUUUAAUUCUAAAUAAAAAAGACAAAUUACUGCUUAAGUUUCUUUGUAAAUACCUAUAUUUCAAUUUUAAUAUAAUUAAUGGCCGUUGGUUUGUUUCAAAAACUGCUGUAUGCCGCAAUGCAUUUCUGUUAGACGCCAGCAAAAGCGGACGCGGCGAACGGCGUGGUCGGCCGUUAACAAAAAAACAACUUUCCAAGAAACGACGAUGGCGCUAAGUUUACGAAGCAUGCCAAAACGUCACAAGCACAACGGUUAGCUUCAUAACUUGAGGUCUUCUGCUUCCGUUAAAUCCUGGGACGAAAUAACUUGUUGAUGUGCGUUGCGGGUGGGACUGAUGUGAGCGGGUGUAAGAGGGGCUAGCGCCGCCGAGCGACGGCCUGUCUACGGCGGCGAGCCGGCGACACCCUGUCUGCCACGGUCGGCGGUGUUGCCGUUUCGCACACAUUCCUAUCCGCCCGCACCCCUCUGAAUGGUUAUAAGCCCGGCCGUGCGUACAAAGCGUCAACGUCGCAUGCAAACUUGUUUCGUAAACGGAUGUGGCAGCGACCGGGGCAGGGCAAGAUUAUUUGUCUCGCUCUCCAGGCUAAAGUGUAGGUUGAAUGAAAAAGACAGCAAUAGUGGCGCUACGUGCUAUCGGCUCCCACUUGCGGCAUUUUUUCACGCCGAGAAUGAGGCGAGAUUACUGUCUUAGGCUAUGUACACAUACCUUAAUUUUAAAUUAUAAAAAAAUAUAUAAAAUGGUUAAACCGAUUUUUAAGUGAUUAUUUAAAAACUUCUCUUUCUAAAUUAUGAAAUUUAACUAUAAAUCCCACAUUAAACAGACUUUUAAACCAAUAUUUCCUAUGGAAUAUCGUUGCGUGAAGUUCAUGAAGUUUUAACUUAACUAAAUUAUAUUGCCGAUUAAACACAUCGUAAAAGCUUUUUGUAGUGUGUAAAAUAAAGGUACACUAAGCGUGGUACAAAGGUUGAUUGUUUUUUUUUUUCGUUCGUUGGUAUGUCUCUAGCCUUAUGCUAUAUGAGGCUCGCACACUCACGCACGUCGGACAGGCAGCAACAUCCGCGGCCUGCGCGACUCCCGCUCUGAAGUCUGAGCGAGCAGUCAGUUCGGCGCCGUCAACCAACACGCGCACACGUAUCCACAGUAAAAUGGCAGCCGCCCACACGCACCCUGCCCCCGCGCCCUCAGACCGUCGCGCUGAGGGCCGAGCUGGUUCCCGCCGUAUUUUUCCACCACAAUUUAAACUACAAGUCCUUGAAGCGUACAGACGUGAUUCCCAAUGUAGAGGAAACCAACGUGCCACCGCUAGGAAGUUUGGCAUCCAUCGCAGACAGAUCCAAAAGUGGCUACAAGCUGAACCUGCUUUGCGAGCGGCGCUGUUAAGGAGAGCUCCACAGCCGGCGCCAUCACCUCCUCCAUAUGCUGCUGGUUCCCCCGAAAGUGCAAGAUUACCUACACCACCUCCACCUCCUACGAUGCCAACGUCAGUUUCAUUGCCUACACCUCUACCUGUUCAAGCAUUGGUACAGCCGUCAACAGAACCUAUAGAUUUAUCAGUACGGAGAUGUUCACCGCUAACGUUAGCGCAUCCACCAGUUGCACCUGAACCACCUCGCAAGCCGUUUAAAUUAUUCCGACCUUACUUACUUGAAGAUGAAGAUGAGAAGCGACCAUCAAUCGCUUCAUUGCCAGUUUCGAAUACAGGAUAUGUUUCUGCGUUUGUGCCAGUACAAAGUGCAGCGGGUUGCGCCUUGACCGCGUGUUCUGCUCCUCAUUGGUGUGCAGCUAUGCCCUCUUACUCGGCUCCUUUGAGAUGAGAGGACGCCGAAGGGGCUGAGCUCCGUAUUUACUGUGAUCUAGUCGCCGACGCCCGCUUGGCGCCAUCUGGGGCGUAGCCCUAAAUCACUGUGCCUUAACAUACACGCCGCCAUAGUGCAUUAUGCCGUCAACCUUAAAUGACUGCUUAUUUUGUGUAUUAAAUAUUAGAAUGUAUUUUUAUAAGUGCAGUUUAUGAAAGAGUACCUACAUAUUAUGAAAUGUUAUUACUAUACACUAUUAUAUAAAAUAAAGAGAGUUGUUUUAAAAUGUA
This is a messenger RNA of Bombyx mori (domestic silkworm), 2471 nucleotides long. It is a transcript of the gene brk, whose product is annotated as zyxin. The transcript has a single exon. The record is from RefSeq and is a predicted model, not a curated record. Bases 1393 to 2199 code for a protein of 268 amino acids. NCBI's taxonomy places the organism in Eukaryota, Metazoa, Arthropoda, Insecta, Lepidoptera, Bombycidae. Gene Ontology annotation, molecular function: sequence-specific DNA binding.